AUGUAUACGUCAUACCGCCAGCGACUGUCAAUUGAUGUCUCGUCGGGAAUAAAUCGUUACUCAACGAGGCUUAAUCUCCGAGGUUGCAGGCGAGAAUUGUGGGCAAGCGCACAUUUAGAAAGAAGACAAUCCAGGUUGAUCCCGACAUGGAAGUAUCAAGAAAAAAAGCACGUAUCAGCACGAUUUUGUGUUCCAGUUCAUUUAGUUCUGCGUUCGAUAAAACCACUCCAUCUGCCCCCUGCUCGUGCACAGUGCUUCGCUAGCGCCUCCGAGGUCCGUGUUCGUGUUAUGAUCCUCAAUCUGUGAUACGUAUCGUUUCAAGCUGAUGCAACACUUGACACUGACCCUGAGAUCGCCCCAUAAGUCAUCAGCGGCUGUGUGUUGUCGAAGGUUAUCUGCUGUACAACUUUUAUUAUUGUGUUUCCGCUCUAUAGGCACGCGACAGUAGCUCCACAAAAGUUUUCUUAUGCUCGCCCCAUCUUUAUUUCAAUCUCUGUUAUAUCGUAUCGCUUGUACAGUUGUUAUUCUGUAUGGCAAAUGAAUUCCUCUUUUCUCUUCCUAAUCUGACAUCGUGGCGAGUGCCAAACUUGAACCGUCGUUCAUGAAACACUUAGUAAACAUCGUUGUAUAUGUAUAAACUGUCAGUUGCCGUAUAUUAAUGAGCUGUGCGCUUGUUUCUUUUUGAUAAAAUAAUGCAGAAUAAGUUCAAGAGAUGACACUAAUGGAUAAAGUAUUUAUUC
This is a messenger RNA of Cylicocyclus nassatus, 740 nucleotides long. The record is from the annotation of a GenBank genome assembly. Lineage: Eukaryota; Metazoa; Nematoda; Chromadorea; Rhabditida; Strongylidae.